Molecule: messenger RNA, 5715 nt
Organism: Sebastes umbrosus (honeycomb rockfish)
Lineage: Eukaryota; Metazoa; Chordata; Actinopteri; Perciformes; Sebastidae
Gene: ak9
Product: adenylate kinase 9
Exons: 37
Coding region: 76-5355 (1759 amino acids)
Biological process (GO): AMP phosphorylation
Cellular component (GO): cytoplasm
Molecular function (GO): AMP kinase activity; ATP binding; ATP hydrolysis activity
Source: RefSeq, a predicted model, not a curated record
ACGGUAACCUUGGAUACCCAACGUUAGGAUAAGAAGGUAGUUAUCCUAGUCAACAAACGAUGAUAAAAGUUUAACAUGAUUAAAAUAAAGGAUAUAAGAAUGCCCCAAAAUAACACUGACCGUUUAUUGGACAACCUACUAGAAGAUGAGGCUGAGAGAGAAGGUCUUCUUGCCAAACCCACCUGCUUCAUCAUAGUUGGAAGACCGGGUGUUGGCAAAACCACCUUGGCCAAAAAUAUUGCAGAGUCCUGGCAGUGUAUCUUAAUUAAUGACACAGAUCUGCUCAACACACACAUUAAGAUUAAAACAGAGCAAGGCAAAGAGCUCUUGAGUAUCUUAUCUAAGGGGAAAAGUGUACCAGAAGACAUGGUGCUCCAGCUGAUUCUUGCCAGGCUUGACUCACCAGAUGUGGAGCACUAUGGGUAUGUGCUGAGCUGCCUGCCGUUCAUGUCAGAAGACGGUCUGACGAUUCAUAAGCAGACUGAGCUGAUUAAAAACCUCAAACUAACACCUGAUUUCAUCAUCAACAUCAAGUUUGCAGACAAAGACCUGGUCCAUCGGCUGUCAAGUCUGAAGCAGAACCCUGAGACAGGGCAGCUGUACAACAGGGAUCAGUGGCAGCAUGAGGAGGUGUUUAACACGGAGACGGUUCACUUUGAUGAGGAAACGGAGGAUGAGGAGGAUGAGGAGGAGCUGGACGAUGGAGAAGAACUCAAAAAGGAUAUCAUUGACCACAUGGUGUGGACACCAGAGAAUUUGGCCGGAAAUGCUUUAAAUAGAAUCAACAGGUACAAGGAUACCAUGCUCAAACCGCUGGAGGACUACAUGACCAACCACAACCCCCUCUACCUGCUGGAGCUGGAUGGAAACAACACACCUGAAGAGCUGCACUCGUGUGUAAUGUCCCGUCUUGGAUCCAUGGCAAUAAAGCGUGUCCCCAUUCCAGUCAUCCUCCACCAGACUGAUGAUGAAGAACUGGAAGAGGACAUUCACACGGACGACCUAGUGAGAAUUAUGUCCUCCUCCAGGACAGCGGCCCCUGGCUUCGGAUGGAGAAGGAGCCGCUGGGGCCGAACUUGUCCCGUUGCUCUGAGGGAGGGCAAGGUCAUUCCUGGCAAGCCUGACUUUUGUGUGGGCUUCCAGGACAAAAUGUACGUCCUCUCAUCUCCGGAGGCCGCCCAGAAGUUUGUCACAAACCCCCGACGGUACUUACUUCCUCCAAUGCCCAGUCCCCCGUGCAGAGUUUCCAUCAUCGGACCUCCACAGGCGGGGAAGAGCACUCUGUGUAAGCUUCUAGCUCAGCAAUACAAUGCAUCGGUGCUUGAUAUGCCGGCGUUGGUGCAGUCGUUUCUGGCCAAGGUCGAGCAGAAGAGGCUCGACGAAAUCAGAGAAGAGACGACGCAGGUCGCUAUAGAGAGAAUCAAGAUGAAGAUGGAGCGGGAGGGCGGACAGAAUUCAGAUGAAACAAAUUCUGUAGAAGUGACAGAGGAUCAUCCAGAGGUAAAAGCCAUGGUGCUCAGUGCGCUGGAAAAAGCCCCAAAAGCCCCAAAAGCCCCUGGCACGCAUCCUCUCAGCCUGUAUGCUGAGGUACUGAAGAGGCGUGUAAAAGAGAUUGAAGAGGCUGACACUGAUGCAGAUGUCAAAACUGGCUGGGUGCUUGACAACUUUCCCAAGGACUAUUCCCAAAUGGAUGCCUUAGAGCAAUCUGAAGUCAUGCCAGACUUCCUCUUCUGUCUCAGAGACAGUGAUAGCAAACAGGUUUUGAAGAGAUUGCACGAGACAAACGAGGACAAAAUAGUGAGGAAGAGCUUGCAGGACGAGCAAUCUGAGAAGGAGAAACAGGCCUUAGACCAGAAGGAGCCAGAAUCAGAGGUAGAGGCCAAGCCUGCAGAGCUGCUAACAAAUCUAGAGACAGUUGCCGAAGAGAGCGAAGAAAAUCCUGAAGAAUCUGACACCAGCAGCUCUCAACAACCUGCCGUUAUCCAAAAGGAAGCUGUGGUACUACCUGAUCAGUGGGACUUGGGUGAUCAAGACGGCUCGGAGAUGAAUGACUAUGAACAGCAAAUGCAAAAGUUUGUGUCCGAUUGGGACGAAAUUCAGUACACUCUAACCAUCACCAACUCAGAACUGGAAAUUGGCGGCAAAAGCCCCGAGGACCUGCUUAAAGAGAUAAUCCUUCAGAUGAAGAAACCCUUUGAGUAUUUGUCCUGUGAACUGACAGAGAUGGACCUGGACAAGGAGGCCGAGGAUAUGGAGGCCUUAGCUGAGCUGGAGAGAGCCGAGGAAAGCAGCAGUGACAACGACACAGAAGAGGAGGAGGAGGAACCGGAGGAGACAACAGCCAAGAGAUUAUUAGGCGACACCCAUCAUUUCUGCCCCGUGGCCUUAAAAGAACAUAACGUCCUGGUGCCCUUGGAGGAGGAAAUUGCAGCCAAGUACCGUGAGAAGACCUACUACUUCUCAAGCCCAGAAGCAAGGGACUCCUUCCUUAAAAACCCGGAUGAAUUUGUUGUACAGACUGAGCCUCUCAAGCCUCCUGCCCUGCGGAUCUUUUUGGUUGGCACCCGAGGGUCAGGCAAGUCCACUCAUGGUGAGUGGCUCGCCAAGCAGCUUGGCAUCUUCCAUAUUCAGUUCAGGGAGCUACUCCAAAUGCUCCUCGUGGCCAAGACAAAGGAGCGGGUACCUUAUUCUGAUGAGGUAGAUCUUUCAGAGGAGUCUGCUGUGGACUUGGAGGCCCUGAUAGAGGAAGCCAGGGGGGAGGAUGAGAAGGAGACGGAUGAGAAGGAGACGGAUGAGAAGGAGACGGAUGAGAAGGAGACGGAUGAGAAGGAGACGGAGGAGAUCAACGUCAACGUGAAUAACAUUGAGCCGGCAGUGGUCCUGACUGAUGAGGAAAGGGCCAUCAAAGCCUACCUGUCUGAUGGAGAUCCACUGACUCCACAGAUCCUGGAUAUGGUUAUCACACCAUACUGGAAACAGGAACCAUACAUGUCUACAGGUUUUAUUCUGGAAGGCUUCCCUCACAAUCACGAAGAGGUGGAGUUCAUGUCGCAACGACAGCUUUUCCCUGACGUAGUCGUAAUGUUGGUGGUGGAUGUCAUGGAUGUUCAGCAGCGUCUGUUACCAGCAUACCUGGAGAGCUGGCGUGAGCGCCGCAACCACCGUGAAGCACAGCUGGACCUCCUUCGUGAUCUACAGAAGAAGAAGCGGGAGAAGGACAUUGCCAAGAGAAGGGCUGAACUCAGAAAGGAUGCUAAAUCAAACCUCAGACAUCGUGGGGAAGAAGAAGACGAUGAUGAGGAUGAAACUGAAGGCAACAUAGAGGAUGAGGUAGAGGCCAUGCUGGAAGAGGAGUUUCCUUCAGAUGAGGAUGAUGAAGACUUGAGGAACAAGGAGACUGAGGACGCAGCGUCUGAUAGGUUGGAGAUGGAGAUAGCAGAUCGUUAUGUAACAGAUGAAAACAGCGUUCUUACUGUGACGGAGCUCCUGAGUGAACUAAACAUAUCCAAAGUGCUGAUCGGCGCAUCUCGCAAGCCCCGCAUUGUGCGGCAUGGGCUGCUCCAGAAGAUCCAGCCCCUGCUGACCGACAGGGAGUCGCUCUUCCAGAAGUGCCAGCCCAUCUCAUAUAACCUGGCACACAAGCUGCUGCUCUCCUCUUAUAAGGUCCACAGUGGCUUUGGCUGCUGGGACCCCAUACAGCAAUACAAAGAGAGAGAUUUGAUGCAGCCUCUGCAGUGGCCCCUCAACACCACAUAUCCCCUGAUCUUCAAUCAGUACAUCUACUUCUUUGCAUCUAAGGAGAACCGCAACACAUUUAUGCUGAACCCCUUGAAGUACCUCCGGCAGCCAAAGCCUUUCCCGCCCUUUCCUGUUAGAAUAGCUGUUGUUGGACCGCCCAAAUCUGGAAAAACCACUGUGGCGCAGAUGUUCGCUCAGAAAUACGGCUUGGCCUGUCUGUCCAUUGGCGGCGUUAUGCGUAUGGUGCUUCAAAAUCAGCCGGACACUGAUCUGGCUGUCCAGAUGAAAAAGCAUCUCUCCCAGGGCCUCAUCGUGCCUGAUGAACUGGCCAUUCAGUGUCUGGAGGUGGCCCUCUUGAGCUUGGUCUGCUGCAUUCGAGGGUACGUGUUGGAUGGCUUUCCGAAGACACUAAAGCAGACACAGCUGAUGGAAUCUCAGAGCAUCAUCCCCAUGAUAGUAGUUGAGCUGGAGCUGGACACAGUUGAGGUGCUGAAGAGAGGCCUUCUGGACAAAAUGAAGCCCAACAAGCCUCACCUGAUGCACGACAGCUCAGAGAUCCUCCACAAUCAUAACUCCCUUUACAAGCGGGAGACGGAGCAUGUGAGGCCACAUUUUCAGGAACAACACCAGAACUGGAUCCAGCUCGAUGGCUUGAAGAGCAAAUGGUGGAUCUGGGACAGCAUUAUAAAGGAGGCCAGCAUCAGCAUGAAAUACAUCCACAGCUACCUGGAGAGGACGUUCAGCAAACAAGCAGCCUGCAUCAACAGAAUGUGCAUCACACCCAAAGAGCUGCAGUGUCGGCUCGGAGAGUUUGAUCACUACUGUCCCGUCUGCCUGGCUCUACAGCACCAUCUGGUGGACUGCUCAGAGAUUGCAGCCUUAACUCAUGCAGCUGAGUACAGGGGACGCUAUUACCGGAUGUGUGACGAAGACCAUUUAGAGCGGUUCCUGAACACUCCAGAUGAGUUUGUGAAUCCUGGCGGCCCACACGCUCUCCCACAAGCCCACCUGCUGCCAAGAAAGCUAACUGAGAUCCAGGUGAAGAACAAGUUCCCACAGCAAGUUGAGCUGAAGGGCUUCUGCCCGGUCACUUAUCUGGAUGGAAAGCAAAGGUAUGAAGCUCUGGUUCGGGGAAAGAUGGAAUACGCUGUUGAAUACAGAGAACGGAUCUACAUUUUUGAGACGAAGGAGAAACAGGACAAGUUUAUGAGGACUCCUGAAACCUACUGGAACCAGAAGCUGCCCAGUAAAGUUCCUCCUCUCUGCAUCCCUGUACCGCUCACCUCCCUCCCAACGCUGGGCUACCUGGAGCAGGGUGUGUCAGUAUCAGUCAUCAAGGCCAUGACGGCGGUUGGGUGUCUCAAACCAAAGUAUCCCUUCAUCAGUAUACAAAGAUCAUCACUCCUCUAUGUGGCCUUCUAUCUGAAAGCUUUCAACCACAAGAGCACAGACUACAUCCGCCAGAAGUACAAAAAGAAGCUGGCCUUGUUUGAGGAGCACUGUGCGCUCAUUCCCUACCUGAGCUCAACAAUGAGAGGCAACUACAGGCCUCCCAGUGAACGGCCCAUUGACUUUGAGUUCAAACUGAACAGGUUCCUGGCUUUGGGAGAGCCGUGAUGUGUCUAGUGGAUGCUGAACUUUCCUUUUCUUGCAUCACACACAACACAAAAUGAAAGAAACAAUCGUUCUCAGGGUAAUGGCCUCUGGUUAAAGAGACACUAAAUGAAAUGUUAAGCUACUUGAAUGCAGAAUUAAUUCAGAAUAUGAUGGAGCGGAGAUUGUCCUCUGUUAGCAGUAAAUUGCUCUCCAUCUGCACCUGUCUUGUGGGUCGCAUUAUCAACAACAAAUCCCCUCGUCUGUUUAAAACUGAGCAAGUAUCUUUUUUUUGCAGUUAAUCUUCAAGAAGAAAAUCUAUACGUUUUCUAUCUUUAAUAAGUAGAGGCUUUGUUUGGUUUUUGUGUUUAUUUAUAUUCAUUA